AUGACCUCGGAAUCUUUACUGGCUAACUCUUACCCACCAGAAUUGUUGUCUGUCAUAUGUGGGUACGUCUAUGCUGCUGGACUUCCACCUCCGGUGCCAUGUCUUGACCCACCGGCUCAUUCCGAGGGUGGCGUACCCACAUUCCUCCCCUCCUCGUAUCCAGCUGCCUAUUGGUCCCAGGAUGUCGUGCGCAGAACCUUACUCAAUCUCACUCGUGUUAACCGCGCCUGGUAUGGAGCAGCGAAGCCUUGGCUGUGGCACAAGGUCGAAGUUCGUUUACCGCGUAGCUGGCUCUCCCUCGUCGAAGAGGUAGCCGGGGGCGAUGAAGACGAAAUUGACCCCGAGCAGGCUGCUACGGUUGUUGGUGAGACUAUACAGGUAGUUGAAGAUGCUACGUUGUCCGCCAGAAAUAUCAUGGGUGGUAUGACGGACAAGGAGCUGCACGAGAGGGUACUCGAAAAAUUGAGCGGCUUGGACGGGUCCAUCCCGCCAGAACUGCUCACGCCUCUCGCAAGCCGUGACCCCAGCCCGAGGCGUCUCAGGCCUAAGAGCAAAAGCCCGGCCCGCUGGAAGCUGAUGCGCUCCAUAAGCGUCGCAAUUCAAGAUGUUAUGGAACACGAUAACCCAGGUGUCUAUGUACCCGCGCCUGAUGAUCCUCGUCCAGGGCGUUUGACCCGGCAUCUCGACUUCAAUCAUUUUCGUACGAUCGGAAUGAGACGGUCUGUCGAAGAGGGCGUCAACAACCGUUUCGUUACAGGUGAAAGGCUGGAAGCUGUGUUGAAAGAAUUGUCCGGUCUCUUGGCAUUUGGUGCCACAGAGUACAUGGAUGGUGCCCUCACGCUCUCUGUGUUGACAGAGCUAUUGCUUCGAGGCUAUGCUUCGCAUGGCCGAGGACGACCCUCUCGUGGACGAGACCCGGUUUUCUUUGACCCAAAGGAUACUGAGGCAGAAGACCGCGAGCGGCGCAGGGAGUACAAGGAGUUGGAGGCGUUAGACCUCACCGGAUGCGUCAGCGCUGUCUUCGUGAACGCGCUCACGCAAUUCGUGAACGAUCAUUUCAUUGACCACUCAGAACUCCCGUCGAGCGGGAAUGAAGACGAGGGCGAGAACGAGCGUGGUCGUCCGAAGUCGCGCAGCGUCGUUCGCUACGAACCACUGGUAUUUUUGUCGUUGCAGCGCCUGUGUCUGCGAGGUGUCAAGUCCGUGCAGGCGCAGAUCCUGAAUCCGCUGGUCCUGGCGUUCCCGUCCCUUACACAUCUCGACCUUUCCUGCACACGUGUCACACCCGACCUUCUGCAGGCCCUAGGGACCUCGCCAACCGUCCAUCUGCAGUCACUUGCGCUCGAGCGGUGUAACUGGCUCACCGGUGAGAGCAUCCGGGAGUUCCUCGUUGAAGCGCCCGCCGCGCAGGGCAUUCGGGAACUCAGCCUAUAUGGCGACUUGACGUUCCCUUCCCCACUCUCCGAAGAUGAACUACAUAACAUCUUUGCGCACGCCCCGUGUUUUAGAACCGGGGCGCUGGCGUACCUGGACUUGUCGAGCGCGCCUGUUACGAGCGCACUCCUCUGUGAUGUGUGUGCGCCUCAACCCCAGCUACGCUCCUUGGGUCUGUCGCACAUCCGCAACCUCGAACUCAGUGCCGUGGCUGACUUCCUCAGAACGAAAGCGGUGAACGUCGAGGUGCUUACCCUUGUUACGUCCUCGCAGGAUCUCGGGUAUGGGGCAGAGGCAGUCUCGGCGCGCCAAGCGUCGAUCGCUCUUCAUGCUCAAAUCAUCCGUCCACUGUGUACGCCGCCAUUCUCUUGCAACCUUUCCUCGUCAAGCAAAGAGAAGAGCGCAGAGCCGCCCACCCGGCUGCGUGUCGUAGAACUUGCCACGCCCCUGCUUGCCACAGUUGGCUCUGGUGCAGGUUCGUGGCGCGUCAUCAAAAGCAAGGGUGGACGCGGAUGGUAUGUUGAUGUGGCGAGCGGCUGGGUCGUAAAGUCUCCACCCUCUAGCUGUGGCGCACAUAGUUCUAUUCUGAGGAGGGAUCUGGAGCAGGACCACCCGUGGCGAAUUGAAUUGGAGCGUCUUGCAGACGCUAACGGGAACGUUAGCAGUGGAAUUGGGUGGCAUGCCAGAAAGAUGGAGGUCUUGCAAGGCCACGGUCUUCUGGGAAGAGAAGCGGGGCUGUACGGCGCUGUGUCGUUCGCAUAUCAAGGCUGA
Sparassis crispa is the source of this 2205-nucleotide messenger RNA. RefSeq lists its product as hypothetical. The record is from RefSeq and is a predicted model, not a curated record. Bases 1 to 2205 code for a protein of 734 amino acids. Lineage: Eukaryota; Fungi; Basidiomycota; Agaricomycetes; Polyporales; Sparassidaceae. The transcript has 4 exons.